Messenger RNA from Acanthosepion pharaonis, 735 nucleotides. The record is from the annotation of a GenBank genome assembly. Lineage: Eukaryota; Metazoa; Mollusca; Cephalopoda; Sepiida; Sepiidae.
AUGUCUUUCUUUCUGUUUCGCUUUCUUGUUCGCUUUGCUUCUUCAUUAUUUUCUUUCUUUUUAAUAUUGAUUUUUUUUUUCUUUUUUCUUUUCCGUCUCCUUUCUUUCUUUCCAAAUUCCAUUAUUUCUUUCUUUUAUCCAUUUGUUCAUUUAUUGCUUAUAAUGUCCCUUGACCUCGUUCUUUUUCUUUCAUUUCAUUGUUUUCACUACGUUUUUUCAUCUCUUUUUGUCUUGUUCAUUUUUCUUUCUAGUUUUCCGUUAUCGUCUGCUUUCUUGCUUUACUUCCGACUUUCAUUAUUUAUUUAUUUAUUUAUGAAGUUUAUUCUUUCCUUAGUUUUAACUUUACUUAUAUAUUUUAUGUAUUUUUCCAUUGCUUUCCUUUUUUUUUCCUUCCUGUCUUUUUAUCAUGUUUGUUUUUCUCUCUCUUUUUUUUCUUUGGGGUUUGCUUUUUUCUUUCUUUAUCUUUUGCAUUUUUCUUUUGCUUUUCUUCAUCUUUCUUUACUUCCAUGUUUUCUCUACCUUUCUUUCUUUAAUUUUAUCUUGUUUUUUUUUGUUUUUUUUAAUAAUUUUUUUUCGUUUUCUUUUUGUCUGAGCGUCUUUCUAUUCUCAUUUUCCUUCUUUUUUUUUCAAUAUUUUCUCUUUCUUUUCUUCAUUUCUUUAUUUUCUUAUCUUCCCAAGCCUCGUCACUUUACCUCCCCACCCACGUCAAAUUUGAACUUUCUCCUCCACAUUUAG